Molecule: messenger RNA, 3518 nt
Organism: Beta vulgaris subsp. vulgaris (sugar beet)
Lineage: Eukaryota; Viridiplantae; Streptophyta; Magnoliopsida; Caryophyllales; Amaranthaceae
Product: squamosa promoter-binding-like protein 1
Cellular component (GO): nucleus
Molecular function (GO): DNA binding; protein binding
Source: RefSeq, a predicted model, not a curated record
UGUACUAACCAAAGAGUCCAAGAUCACUAUUUUAUGGAGAAAGAGAGUAAAAGAAAAGCCAAUCUUUUUCAAAAAAACAAAAAAAAUUAGAGGAAAGUCUUGUACGUUUACUCGUUUGUUGUUGUUGGUCUUCUAGAGUGAAGUAAUUUUCAUGUGCCCUUUUUUCCCAUGUUUAUCUCCCCCUUUUUGACAAAAUUCUACCUCUUUCUUUCAAUAUUCUCUCUUUCAGUUGUGCACCCAUUUCUUCCGCCGAUCUCAGUGUGAUGGAAGCUAAAAAUGGAGGAAAAAGUGAUUUGUACGGACCUUUAGUGAAUGAAAUGAAGGGUGUAGGAAAGAGAGCAUUAGAAUGGGAUUUGAAUGAUUGGAAAUGGGAUGGUGAUCGUUUGAUUGCGAGUUCGUUGAAUCCUGCACCAUUGGAUUGUAGGAGUAAGCAGCUUUUCCCCCUUGGGCCGGAACCUGGGGCGAACUCGAAUGUUGCAAACGGGUCAUUUUGUUCCAAGGAUGUUGACAAAACUAAUGAGAAGGGGAAGAGGGAAAUGGAGAAGAGGAGGAGGGUUGUGGUUGUUCCGGAGGAAAACGAGUUUAGUGAUGCUGAGCCACUUAAUUUGAAGUUGGGUGAGCAGGUUUAUUCUAUAGUAGAGUGUGAGGUUGAUAAAUUGGAAGGGAAGAGUGUUAAGAAGAGUAAGUCGGCUGGAACUUCGCAACCUGUCUGUCAGGUUGAAGGUUGUAGGGCUGAUCUUAGUAAUGCCAAGGAUUACCAUAGACGUCAUAAAGUUUGCGAGGUGCACUCUAAGGCUGGUGAGGCUUUGGUAGGAAAUUUCAUGCAACGGUUUUGUCAGCAGUGUAGCAGGUUCCAUGCUCUACAAGAAUUUGAUGAAGGGAAGAGAAGCUGUCGUAGGCGUCUUGCUGGGCAUAAUAAGAGAAGAAGGAAAACACUUGCUGAUAGUUCUCCGAAUGUUGGCUCCAUGGCUGAUGAAAGGAGUGCUAGCCACCUACUAAUUAGUUUGCUGAGAAUAUUGUCUAAUCUGCAUACAAAUGCUUCCAAUGAGUCAAAAGAGCAGGAUCUGAUUUCUCAUCUUUUGAGGAAUCUUGCUAGUCAAGUUGAUGGAAGCAACUUGCCUAAUUUACAGCAAGGAUCCCAGAGUUUACUGAAUGCAGGAAUAUCUGUUGGAAUUCCAGAAAAGAAUCCUUCAAGAGCUCAAGAAUCAUCUCAUGAUGUACCUUCAUCAGAGGCAAAGCUUGGAUUAUUGACGAGGGAGCAUCAGCAUGAGACACAACAAACUCCCACAUCCCAACCAGGUGUCUACCAAGCAGCUGGCGGCUCUAUACCAGCAAAAGGCAGUGUGCAAGAGGCUUACCUUGGGAGACACAGGCUCAGUAACAUUGACUUGAAUAAUGUUUAUAAUGACUCAGAAGAAUGUACAGAUGAUCUGGAAAAGGGACAAGGUACUGAUGCCUGCUCAUUAAGGCCAGAACUACAUUUACAGAAAUCGAGUCCUCCUCAAACAAGUGGAAACUCGGAUUCAACUUCUGGUCGUUGCAGUUCUAGUGGCAGUGAAACACAGGGCCGCACUGAUCGGAUUGUUUUCAAGCUUUUUGGUAAGAAUCCAAAUGAGUUGCCUCAUCUAUUGCGAACACAGAUCCUUAAUUGGUUAUCUCGCAGUCCUACUAACAUUGAGGGGUACAUUAGGCCUGGCUGUAUUGUUUUGACAAUAUAUCUCCGUUUGAACAAGUCUUUAUGGGAGGAGCUCUGCUUUGACAUGAGCUCCAGUUUGAGUAGGCUCUUGAGUAUGUCUGAUGACCCGUUUUGGAAGACAGGAUGGAUCUAUACCAGAGUUCAGCAACGUGCAGCGUUUAUCUGUGAUGGCCGAGUUCUUCUAGAUACACCUUUACCUUUUAAAAGUCGCCAGAGUCGAAUCUUAAGCAUCAGUCCUAUUGCGGUUCCUGCUGCUGAGACAGUGAAGCUAGUAGUUAAGGGUUCUAAUCUCUCUGGACCAUUUUCUAGGUUACUUUGUGCUAUAGAAGGGAAGUAUUUGGUCCAGGAGAGUUGUUAUUGCUUGGUGGAGGGAACUAAUGCUGCUUCUGAGCACGAUGGGAUCCAGUCUCUCAGCUUUAAUUGCUCUACACCAAAUGUUGCUGGGAGAGGAUUUAUUGAGGUGGAGGAUUACGGCCUCAGUGGUUGCUUUUUUCCGUUUAUAGUUGCGGAGCCUGAAAUUUGUUCUGAGAUUUGCAUGCUGGAAAGAGUAAUUGAGGUGGUUGGUACAGAUGAGCAUAUUGAUAGAGAAUAUGGCACAAACGAUGCAAGAAGUGACGCCUUAGACUUUAUACAUGAGAUUGGUUGGCUGCUUCAUACGAAUAGUUUGAGCUCAAAUCCAGGUCAAACUGAUCUCCACUUAGAGCUCUUCCCUUUCAGUCGAGUAAAGUGGCUGAUAGAGUUUUCAAUGGACCAUGAUUGGUGUGCUGUUCUAAGAAAACUUUUAGACUUCCUGUUUAGUGGAACUAUAGAUACAGGGAAUCACGCUUCUAUUGAACAUGCAUUGUCAGAUAUGACCCUCCUUCACACUGCUGUCCAAAGAAAUAACAGGCAAAUGGUGGAAUUUUUGUUAAGGUACAUACCCAAAAAGGUUAAAAAUACUUUAGUUUUGGAACAGAAGCAGCCAGAUUAUGGACCACCUAGCAGCUUCUUAUUUAGACCUGAUGUCACUGGCUCCAGCGGGUUGACGCCUCUGCACAUAGCCGCUAGUUGUGCAGGCUUUGAUAAUGUGUUAGAUGCCUUGCUUGAAGAUCCUGAAAUGGUUGGUAUUGCAGCUUGGGAAAACGCUCGAGACAGCACAGGGUUGACCCCUAAAGAUUAUGCUUGCCUGAGAGGUCACAACCAUUACAUCAGUUUGUUCCAGAUGAAAAUCAACAAAAACUCAUCUGGCAAACAUGUAAUACUGGAUGUCCUUGGAUUUUCCGACAUAGAAUCCAAGCAAAAGCAAUCUGAUAAACUCAGGUCUGCAGAGUUUGAUAGCUUAUACACUGAGAUGCUGCAAGUUCGUCAGAGUUGCAGACUCUGUGAGCAGAAGCUUGACUAUGGAUUUAGAGGAGCAACACUAACAUAUAGGCCAGCAGUGCUUUCGCUUGUUGCAAUCGCUGUAGUUUGUGUUUGUACGGCUCUGCUUUUCAAGAGCAUGCCUCGAGUUUGUUAUGUAUUCGAGCCAUUUAGGUGGGACUCGUUGAAAUAUGGAGCAAUGUAGGUAGCAUCUAGCUGUAUAGCGGUACAGAUUUUUCGCCUGCCUCGGAAAAAAUGUUCGGGGCGAGGGGCUGGCUGUUUCUGAAGAAGAGAGGGUAGCUAACUUAUCUAGUUUAUUGAGGUAUGUUAACUGAUGUGAAAUACACUCCUUGUAUAUGUCACCUUAUCUUUCGCCCUGUAUUUAUAAAGCGAAGAUAGAGAUCAAAUGUAUAACUCACAUAAAGUGUUACUGUGAAGGAUGAUUAUUUGUGAAUGUGAAUGUGAAUUGUGAAAGACUUGUAAA